Dipodomys spectabilis (banner-tailed kangaroo rat) is the source of this 12124-nucleotide messenger RNA. RefSeq names its product A-kinase anchoring protein 13 (gene Akap13). Gene Ontology annotation, molecular function: guanyl-nucleotide exchange factor activity; MAP kinase scaffold activity. The record is from RefSeq and is a predicted model, not a curated record. Gene Ontology annotation, cellular component: membrane; actin cytoskeleton. Gene Ontology annotation, biological process: adrenergic receptor signaling pathway; positive regulation of canonical NF-kappaB signal transduction; regulation of Rho protein signal transduction. Lineage: Eukaryota; Metazoa; Chordata; Mammalia; Rodentia; Heteromyidae.
GGACACCGCCGCGGCCGCUCGUCGCCUGGGCCUGCCUUCACGGCUGAGCCGCUCGUGGUCCUUGCCCGCGGCGUCGGCGCGGGCUGUUCCGGCUCGGCCCGCGGGGAGCCCCGGGAGCCGCACGUGUCCUCGGUCAUGAAACUUACUCCACAGCAAGCUCCAUUAUAUGGUGAUUGUGUUGUUACGGUACUGCUUGCCGAGGAGGACAAAGUUGAAGAUGAUGUCGUGUUUUACUUGGUAUUUUCGGGUUCCACCCUCCAUCAUUAUACAAGUACUCGUAAAGUCAGCUCAGAUACCUUGGAGACCAUUGCUCCUGGUCAUGACUGCUGUGAGACAGUGAAGGUGCUGCUCUGUGCCUCCAAAGAGGGCCUUCCUGUGUUUGUAGUGGCAGAAGAAGACUUCCACUUUGUCCAGGAUGAGGCCUGCUAUGCUGCUCGGUUCCUGGCAGCCAGUGCUGGUGACCAGCAGGCUCUGAACUUCACUCGCUUUCUUGACCGGUCGGGACCCCCAUCUGGAGAUGUGAAUUCACUUGAUGAGAAGGUCGCUCUGGCGUUCAGACACCUAAAGUUGCCUGCAGAGUGGAAUGUCUUGGGGACAGAUCACAUGUUGCAUGAUGGUACCCCCCGGGAGACACUGAUGCAUUUUGCUGUACGGCUAGGACUGCUGCGGUUGACAUGGUUCCUGUUACAGAAACCAGGUGGCCGUGGAGCUCUAAGCAUCCACAAUCAGGAAGGGGCAACGCCUGUGAGCCUGGCCUUGGAGCGAGGUUAUCAUCAGCUGCACCAGCUCCUAACCGAGGAGAAUGCUGGAGAGCCAGACUCCUGGAGCAGUUUAUCCUAUGAAAUACCUUAUGGAGAUUGUUCUGUGAGGCAUCAUCGAGAGUUGGACAUCUAUACAUUGACCUCUGAGUCUGAAUCACAUGAGCCCACAUUUCCUGGAGAUAGUUGUACUGGACAUAUUUUUAAGCUUAUGAAUAUCCAACAUCAACUAAUGAAAACAAGCAUCAAGCAGAUGGACAAUCUCACACCCUUAGUGACAGCACAGGAUCCCUCUUGUCUGCCCAGUGCCCCAGAGACAGCCAGCCAGUUCCUCUCUUGUGCAUCAGAGUCCUCGGACAGCCGGCAGAUUUCUUCUCUUCCUGAAGAGACUGAGAAUACUCCCUGCUGCCAGGGAAGUCUUGCUGGGCAGAUUAAAAGUCCCCGUGAUUUGUCAACAGAGGCUGAGGAAGAGAAUUCAGACUGUUCUCACAGGAAGAAAAAUAAAGGUGUGGAGAAAACCAGGGGAAAGGUGGAGCCAGUACCUCUUGUGGACUCUGGAACUGUGUCUGAUCAAGACAGCCAUCUUCAGAGGCUGCCUGACUGUGGAGGAAAGGAUACAGAAGACCUUUUGUCCUGUAGACCCAGACAUGAAGAAACUGGAACACAACUCUCUGGAGUGGCCACAGGACAGGAGUCUGUGAGUAACAGUGUGCAGCCGGGAGACACAGUGACAGAACUAGGUACAUCCCAGCAUUCCUCUGGAGGGGAACUGGCAGACGGUUCUGUGACAGAUGCCUGUGCUCCCGAGAGCACAAGAAAAGCAGAACCGAGUCUCGUGAACCUAGCUGCCACCACCCAGAAUAAUAUGCUUCAGGCAGGAGAAGGUAUAGAGGAAAGAUUUGAGAACGCUCCUGUCAGCACAGUUAGAAGUGAGCUAGUGGAUAAAGAUGUUACAAACUGUUUCUCUGCUGCUAGUGUCCUCAGUGCCAACAAAUCUGCAGAGUCUUCACCUGCUUUGAGUUCUGGAGAAACCCCUGAUGAAGAAACAGUGGGAACGGAAACUCUAAGACGCUGUGAGGAGCUAGCUGAAACUGUAGGAGAUCAAAACACUGUGGUGAUUCGAGCUGCUACAGAAGACAAGAUUUCCAAUGUGUCAGAACUUGACACUCCUCUGGCAGGCACGGGUGAGGUAAUGUCCCCCUGUGAUUUAACUUGCCCUGUGCUACAAACUGUUGCGAUGCUCGACCAGAAAUCAGAAGCUAAUUCAUCUCAUGCUCAAAGCCCAAACAGUCAGUCACCAGUUUGUUGUACAACUGGGGAUGAGAAACCUUGUUCAGACUCUGCGUGUCAGCAGAGCACAGUGCCUUCUAGUGGUGAGUUGGUUGUACAGCAUUGUAGUGACACAGCGAGACGGCCUGAAAUCUCAACCCAGCAGCCCAGCACACCUGAAACUACAACUGGGCAGCCCAGCACACAAGACCUGUGUACUUCAACCGGUCUGGAGGACUCACAAGCUGACCCCAUCCCUUCUGACCCUGUACGAGUUACCCAGGAAUGUGGGAAUUUUUGUCCUCUUGAAGUUUUAGGAAGAAAGGUCCAAGGAGAAGAUCUGAACCGAGAUAUACCUUUAACGAAUUUGCCUGAGGUAGCUUCAUGUCUGCCUCUGGUUGUCUCUCAAACUGAGAAAGAACUGGUGCCAGACCAGACUGUGCCAUCAGACAGUGUUUUCUCUCUGGCAAGCAGUCCAAUUGGUGAAUCAGUAACCAAAGAUGACGCACUUUCCCUUGUCCCCUCCCAGAAAGAAAGGGGAACAGCAACUCUUGAACUCCAUAGGGCUGUGCCUUGCAGAGAAGGCCCGGACCGAGGGGAUUCAGAGGAGCCUGACGAACAGCUGCUAGAAGAUAGAGCAGCAAGUCCGCCCUCAUCAACUGCUGUUGGAGAGCUUCAGCCCAGCAUGGGCAAUACCAAUCCCACUGGCCUUGGUGAGGAGCACGAGGGGCCUGGCUACUCAGCAACUCCCGAAGCACUCACUGACCCUUCUCUGCUGAGUGUGGAGACAGCCACUUUGGCCUCUGAGUCAGUUUUGACUGAAGAAGGAAAAAAUCUGGUGGUUCCAGAAAGCGCUGCAGCUCAGGGACAAGACGACAAGGACAAAGCAGUGACUCGUUCUUCUAUUAAGGAAGACACCCUUUCUUCAGAAACAUUGCAGGAAGAGCAGAGAAUCCCGCCUCCAGCCCAAGAGACAGCCAGGUUUGGUGAUCAACCUGCCUUAGCUGCCUGCACCAAGGACGCAGCACUGCAGCCCCACGAGUCACUGGACACACCCUCCGCCUGUCUUAAGACAGAAGCUACACACAACAAGGAAGAGGCCCCACAGGCCUCCCCGCUGACUGAAGGUGGGGCCCCACUGAGCCUGGUGCCACCAGGACCAGGUCUGGCUGCAGACUCAAGGGAGGAAGUGUCGGGGGCAGAGCCCAGCAGUUCAUCGCCACAGCCAGGGCUGCUGCCAAGGGAGUCCAAGGCUGCGCAUUGCGAUCCACCUCUUCCUCUGGAUGGUGAAGUGACGAACACCCAGGUCCCAGGGACCACCAGCACCUGUGAGGUGGGCAGAAAUGCGGUGGAGGAUGUGGUAGUGGUUAACACUUUGCAAAGUACUGCCGAGUCCCGAGGAAAGGAUCUGUCUCGCAACACUGAAGACAACUCGGUUUCAGAAGUUUCAGUGAGCCGAGAGAACAAUAUGAUUGUCAGUCUGCCAGGAGCUCUGCCAGACAAAGGUGGGAUCGGCUUGCAAGGAGCUGCAGCCCCAGAGACUGUAACCCUCGAUCAAAAGAGAGGGAGGCAGGAGGGAGACCACAGCUGUUCCAUGGCUGACUCCAAGGAGGCUCACAUGGAUGAUGGAACAUUGCUGCCUUUUGCCAAGGAGCCCCCUACAGGCACAGGGCUCCUAGUUCUUGAUGACGAGACCCUAGAGGGCAUGAGACAAAUCACACAGGCCUCAGCACCUGGUGAGGAAAGGAGUAAUCUCUCUCUACCUGGCAUGGUUUCAAUUGUACCUAAGGGAGCAGACUCAAUAGAAGAGGCUGCCAGUCGUUUAGUGGAGGCGGUCAUUGAGCGUGUCAAAGCCUCCGGAGCAUUGGUGACUGGAGGGGAAGUGUGUCACAUAUCAUCACUGUCCAGUUCUGAGUUGGGCCCUCGGACCGAACAGCCAGAGAAUGCUUCUGUAGACAAAGCGAGUGCUUUUCCACCUGGAGAGACCCUUCAAAUGGCGACUACUGGAGAAGCCACCAGCAGCCUGAAGGGAUGUUUUGAUAGAACGGAGGAGCCAGAGAAAACUACUCUGCUUGUCAAAGAACCUGAGCCGGCAACAGAAAUGCCAGGUACUAAAGCUGAAGAUGAAGUGGAUUUUCUGAGUCCGACCAGAGCAAGUUCAGUUUCUGAAGAGGCAACUGUUGGGAAUGGAGCUGCUGCCCCUCAGAUGAAACAAGGCCCAGAGUCCCCGACGAUAAAUCGAGAAAGUUGGUGUUCCAUAGAGCCAUGUCCUGGUGCAGCAUCACUCUUGGCUUCCAAACAGAGCACAGAGUGUGAGAACUUCUUGGCUGUCGGGCUGGGCGGGGAGUGUGCUUCAAAACAAGCUGUACUUCAAAGAGAAUCUGAGAGUGACCCUGACCUCUUCCAUUCGCCCAGUGAUGAGAUGGACAGCAUCAUCUUCUCAAAGCCUGAGGAAGAGCAGUUGGUUUGUGAUAUCAUGGGGUCCAGUUCUUCCACGGAUGAUACAGCUUCCCUGGAUCAACACUCUUCUCAUGGCAGUGAUGGGUCCCUCCCUCCAGCCUCAAAGCUCAACAAGCCCAGAGAUCAUCAAAGCCCCAAUGGCUUCUACAGCCCUGGGAUGGGAAUGGAGGGUCGAGAGAGUGAGAGUGAGCCUACGGGCUCAGGUGACGUGGAAGAGGAGGAGAUGGACAGCAUCACAGAAGUGCCUGCCAACUGCUCCAUCCUGAGGAGCUCCAUGCGCUCCCUGUCCCCGUUCCGGAGGCACAGCUGGGGUCCUGGGAAGAACGCUGCCAGCGAUGCAGAAAUGAACCAGCGCAGUUCAAUGCGAGUUCUUGGGGAUGUGGUCAGGAGACCUCCCAUUCAUAGAAGAAGUUUCAGUCUGGAAGGCUUGACAGGAGGAGAUGGUGUUGGGAGCAAGCCAUCUUCAUCUCUAGAAGUAAACUCUGCCAACGCCAAAGAUCUUAGACACCCUUUUGGUAUUGAGGAGCGGCGUGACUCUCUGGUAUCACUUUCCGAAGAGAAUCUGGAAUCAAACCAACGAGAACAUAGGAUAUUUGAUCAGCAGACAUAUCACAGAUCUAAGCAACAGAGAUUUAAUUACUGUACAUCAGCCAUUUCUUCUCCAUUGACCAAAUCCAUCUCAUUAAUGACAAUCAGCCAUCCUGGACUGGACAAUUCGCGGUCCUUCCACAACACCAGUGCUAACCUGGCCGAGAGUAUAACAGAAGAAAACUACAAUUUCCUGCCACCAAGCCUCACCAAGAAAGAUUUUGAAGGGAAGAGUGGAACCAAAGUUAGUCGUACCUUCAGCUAUAUCAAGAAUAAAAUGUCCAGCAGUAAGAAGAGCAAAGAAAAGGAGAAGGAGAAAGAUAAAAUUAAGGAGAAAGAGAAAGAUUCUAAAGAAAAGGAGAAGGAUAAGAAGCCUCUCAACGGACAUACUUUCAGUUCCAUUCCUAUUGUUGGUCCCAUCAGCUGUAGCCAAUGUAUGAAGCCUUUCACCAACAAAGAAGCCUACACUUGUGCAAAUUGCAGUGCUUUUGUCCACAAAGGCUGCAGAGAAAGUCUGGCUUCCUGUGCGAAGGUCAAAAUGAAGCAGCCCAAAGGGACCCUCCAGGCACAUGACACGUCAUCACUGCCCACCGUCAUCAUGAGGAACAAGCCCUCACAGCCCAAGGAACGUCCUAGAUCUGCGGUCCUUCUAGCGGGUGAUGCCUCUGCUGCCCCAGUGUUUGCCAACAGACGAUCCCAGCAGAGCGUCUCACUGUCCAAAAGUGUCUCCAUACAGAACAUUACUGGAGUCGGCAAUGAUGAGAACAUGUCAAACACCUGGAAAUUCCUGUCUCAUUCAACAGAUUCACUGAAUAAAAUCUGCAAGGUGAACGAGUCCACAGAGUCACUCACUGACGAAGGAGUAGGCACAGACAUGAAUGAAGGACAGCUAAUGGGAGACUUCGAGACUGAUUCCAAGCAGCUAGAAGCCGAGUCCUGGAGUCAGAUUGUGGACAGCAAGUUUCUGAAACAACAGAAGAAAGACAUCGUCAAACAACAAGAAGUAAUUUACGAACUGAUGCAGACUGAGUUCCAUCACAUCCGCACGCUCAAGAUCAUGAGUGACGUGUACAGCCGGGGGAUGAUGACAGAGCUGCUUUUUGAGCAGCAGAUGGUGGACAAGCUGUUCCCCUGUUUGGACGAGCUCAUCAGUAUCCAUAGCCAGUUCCUUCAGAGGAUCCUGGAGCGGAAGAAGGAAUCUCUGGUGGAUAAAAGUGAAAAGAACUUUCUUAUCAAGAGGAUAGGGGAUGUGCUUAUAAAUCAGUUUUCGGGUGAGAAUGCGGAACGCUUAAAGAAGGUAUAUGGCAAGUUUUGUGGCCAGCACAACCAGUCUGUGAACUAUUUCAAAGACCUCUGCACAAAGGAUAAGCGCUUCCAGGCUUUUGUAAAGAAGAAGAUGGGCAGUUCGUUGGUGAGGAGACUUGGAAUCCCAGAGUGCAUCUUACUUGUAACCCAGAGAAUCACCAAAUACCCAGUUUUAUUCCAAAGAAUAUUACAGUGCACCAAAGACAAUGAAAUGGAACGUGAAGAUCUAGCUCAGUCCUUGAGCCUGGUGAAGGAUGUGAUUGGAGCUGUAGACAGCAAAGUAGCAAGUUAUGAGAAGAAGGUACGUCUCAGUGAGAUUUACACGAAGACAGACAGCAAGUCGAUCAUGAGGAUGAAGAGUGGGCAGAUGUUUGCGAAGGAGGACUUGAAAAGGAAGAAGCUGGUACGUGACGGGAGUGUGUUUCUGAAGAGUGUAACAGGAAGGCUGAAAGAGGUGCAAGCGGUUCUGCUCUCUGACAUUUUGGUUUUCCUUCAAGAAAAGGACCAGAAAUACAUCUUCGCAUCAUUGGACCAGAAAUCAACGGUGAUCUCUUUAAAGAAGCUGAUAGUCAGAGAAGUGGCACAUGAGGAGAAAGGUCUGUUCCUAAUUAGUAUGGGGGUGAAAGAUCCAGAGAUGGUGGAGGUCCACGCCAGCUCCAAAGAGGAGCGGAACAGCUGGAUUCAGAUCAUCCAGGAUACAAUCAACACCCUGAAUAGAGAUGAAGAUGAAGGAAUUCCUAGUGAGAAUGAGGAAGAAAAGAAAAUGUUAGACACCAAAGCCCGGGAGUUAAAAGAGCAACUUCAGCAGAAGGACCAGCAGAUCCUCCUCCUGCUGGAAGAGAAGGAAAUGAUAUUUCGGGACAUGAGCGAGUGCAGUACUCCCUUGCCAGAGGCUUGUUCCCCAACUCACAGCCCUAGAGCCCUCUUCCGAGCCAACACCGAGGAGGCCCCCAAAGGAGGACCUUUGAUGAAAAGUGCAAUAAGCGAGGUGGAGAUCCUUCAGGGUUUGGUGAGUGGAAGUCUAGGAGGCACACUCGGGCAGGCUGCCAGCAGCCCUGCUGAGCAGGAAGCUACGGUUGGCCCCAUUUCCUUGCCCCGGAGAGCAGAGACCUUUGGAGGAUUUGACAGCCACCAGAUGAACGCUUCCAAAGGAGGUGAGAAGGAAGAUGAUGAUGGCCAAGAUCUGAGGAGAGCAGAGUCGGAUAGUGGUCUGAAAAAGGGCGGAAAUGCUAACCUUGUAUUUAUGCUUAAGAGAAACAGUGAGCAGGUUGUCCAAAGCAUCGUCCAUCUCCAUGAGCUCCUGAGCACUCUGCAGGGUGUGGUGCUCCAGCAGGACAGCUACAUCGAGGACCAGAGGCUGGUGCUGAGCGAGCGGGCGCUCACCAGGAGCUUGUCACGGCCCAGCUCGCUCAUUGAGCAGGAGAAGCAGCGCAGCCUGGAGAAGCAGCGCCAGGACCUGGCCAACCUGCAGCGGCAGCAGGCACAGCACCUGGAGGAGAAGCGCAGGCGGGAGCGGGAGUGGGAGGCCCGGGAGCGGGAGCUGCGGGAGCGCGAGGCGCAGCUGGCUGAGCGCGAGGAGAAGGUGCAGCUGGGACAGCAGGACCUGGAGAGGGACCGGGAGGAGCUCCGGCACAAGAAGGGCACCUACCAGAGCGACCUGGAGAGGCUGCGCGCUGCACAGAGGCAGCUGGAGCGGGAGCAGGAGCAGCUGCGGAGGCGGGAGGCAGAGCUGCUCAGCCAGAGACAGCUGGAGCGGGACCUUUGUCAGGUGCCACAUCCACACAGCAAGCUGAUGCGCAUCCCAUCCUUCUUCCCCAAUCCCGAGGAGCACCCCCUGCCCUCUGCCCCCUUGGCCACCAAAUCAGGAUCCCUGGACUCGGACCUCUCGAUCUCCCCCAAAAGGAACAGCCUCUCUCGGACACACAAAGACAAGGGGCCUUUUCACAUACUGAGCUCCCCAGGCCAGCCUAGCAAGGGCCCCGAAGGGCAGGCCCAGGCCCCCUCGAGCGCCACCACUCGCCUCUUCGGAUUAACUAAGCCAAAGGAAAAGAAGGAGAAAAAGAAGAAGAGCAAAGGAAGCCGCUCCCAGCCUGGUGAUGGUCCCGCAUCGGAAGUGUCGGCAGAGGGGGAGGAGAUCUUCUGCUGACCCGGCUCCUGAGCUCCGGCUGUGCCACCUGCUUCGCCUGCCGCCCUUGCGCACAAGUCUCUUACACUGGACGUCCACAGCUCCGCGUCCAGUCCUCGGCAAGGCGCGUCGUGUGCAGGUUAGGGUGGAAGGGCACAGAUGCCAUCCGGCCAUGGCCUGUGACUAACCAGGGCUCAGCGGGGCUGGUCCUGCUCAGGAUGUCGCCCGGAAAACAGCGCCCCUGAAGUACAGGCGCAGGUUAGGAUGCGAGCCAGCAGCCGCCACAGGGUGAAAGAGAGGGUCCAAAUGCCACCGAAACUCUGCCCACCUUGUAUUGUUUGGGGGGACAGAACUGGAGUCAGGGAGCAGGUACUGCAGAUUGUACACGCACAUGGGGUCUGGCGAUCUCAGUCAUGAGAGUAGCUUGGGCUCAGCCUGGUGGCUUGUGGACAUUCUGUCCUUCACUCUGUGGUCCUCCAAGAUUGGGUCCCCUUGGCACACUUCUCCCCCUUUUGUAUCCAUUUCUCAAUUCAUUUCAGAGGCAAUGGCAGACAUUUGUGAAACCAGUGAGAGAAGGUUUGAAAGCGUGUAAUCAGUCCCCCUCAGUCUGUGUCCUGGCUUAACUUAGAACAUCAGGUUCAGAAAAAAUGGACUGCUGCCUGCAUGCGCGUGGUUCCAGACACACGAAGUAGAGUCCUCCCCACCGUGGCGUGGUGUCACCAUUGGGUGUCACCAGCCUGGGAGAGGCCUCCAAGCGGCUUCCCAGGCAGCUGCCUGGGCCUGGGCCCCUCUGCCCCGAGGAGCCCCCGCCCAGCACCAGCCCCUGCACCAGGACAGUUGGCUGAGAGGUAGGUUCAGGGUUUCCACCAGCACAGACAGGAGCUGGCCCUGAGAGGGAGUGGGGAGGGUCAUCCUUCUGUGUCAGAAGGAAGGCCACAGUCUGACUUAGUUUCCUCCGUAUUUUAAACCCGAAGCUCUGUUGAGUAUUAAUUCUGCUCGCUCUGGGAGAUGUCACAGUGCUGUCUGUUUCUCCUCUGUCCUUUCCUCUGUUCCAUCUGUGUCUGCUGCUCUGCCAACAUCUCUGGUCACGCUUGUCCUCCCCGCUCCGCUGGCCCCCCGCGUGGCGUCUGCUCCUGGCAUCGGAGGCCUGGGACUUGGCGAAAGCGAAUCUUUACUUGGUGCUUGAUGUUGAACUGCAAGCUGGCCUUGCAGAUGGAGAUAUUUAUCUUUCAGUUUAUUUGAAAGAGUCUGGUUUCAGAUUUUUAGCCUAAAUCUGUUUUAUUUAUUUUGUGUAUGUGUCUCAUGUUUCGUGUUAUUUGUAAGGCUAGCCAGGUCUAGCCACCCAGCUGCCCACCCCAUGCAGAGCGAUGGCGGGCAGGCAUCAGCCUGUGCUGACAGUCCGGGAGAAGGCGGGGCUUCGUUCCCUCCCCACACACCUCCUUUAUUACGAAGGUGUCUUCCUCAAUCAGCAGUUUAGCAAUUGGCCACCUCUGAGGUACCUUUGCCUACUUUUUAAAAGAAACUUCACACUCUUCAGAAAGAGGCUUUUAAGACCAAAACCAACCCCCAUUUCUGUUGGGCCUUUCGCGGUGGGAGUCAGCCGCUGCCUUCAGCCCAGCCCUCUGGGCCUGUCCCCUUCCUCAGGUCCAGCGUAGACAGGGCUCGGCUGGCUGUCCCUGUCGCUGCUUCCCUGUGUUUGCCAUGAUGUGGUGCCAGCAGCUGCUCCCCCCUCUGCCCAGCCUCGGCUCCCCCUCACAGCAAGCUCUGAGGCAGGUAGCUUUGGGCAUUUGGAGGAGCAGAGCCAUCACGCUCCCCACAUCCCAGCAGCUUCUAGCAGCUCGGUCAGUUCUGCCUGCAUAGAUGGGAAUCACACAAAGGCAAUCCUGAGCUCCCCAAGAUGGCUUGCUGUGCCAGGCCUGCUCCCUGCCUCCUGCCCCACGUCACUUACAGAGAGGGGCCUUGGGGGGGCUCAGCUGCUUAUGCUUCGGCUCAUGACCUUGAGAAGCACUUGGAGCUCUGUUGUGAGUUCCCCCCUGAGAAACCACCCCACCCAGUCAAGCUGAAGAAAUCAGGUUGUUCUUCAGUUUGGUAGGGACAGAUAGAAGACCAUCCAGAGCCCUUGACAUGCGGAGUCCACCGGGCAGCAGGGAGGCUAACAGUAUCUUCUCUCAAAGGAUAACCGUCUCGGUCCUGUCACCUGCUUGGUGGCGUAGGAGCACUUUAAACACACAGCCAUUGGCUCCGUUUUGGAGACAAUCAAACGUGUUAGCUGUUUUCUUAGAAAACAGGGCGAAAACAUGCAAAUUGCCACAUUCUACCUUUGCCAAUGUUUCCUCUACCCCCAUGAGCCAUCUGAGAGGAAGGUACCCUUACUAAGCUUGUUUUUAAAAAGGUACGCACCAGCCUUCUUUCCUCUUCCAUGUCUCAGGGUUAUACCACUGAAAGCUGCCUCUGUUAGUCACCGCAAGGCCUCAGUGCUAGCAGGAAGCCUGCGCUGGGCUGGGUUUGAUCCAGUCCUCUACUUGGGGAUGUGUUAACAGGCCAGGGCUUAAGUAAAUGCAGCCCACCAUGGAGAUAGAACCACAGCCAGUAGGCCAGUGCUUUAGCCACAAAUUGCUCUCCUUAGAAGUACUUCCAGUGUCAUUCUUCUAUCCCUGUGGCUCUGUGUCCAUCUUGCCAAGAAGUCUGGUAUUUUCCUUGGAGCUGAAGUAUCUGAGGAUGGGUGGGCAGUUAUCAGGUGUAGAAAAUCACAGAUGACAGAGCAGCUCUGAGGUGACCAGACCCCACGUGCCAGGACGGCCUUGGAGUAUAAACACACAUGCCAUCUUCCCAAGCAAGCAUGAGCCUGCGUCCACACCGCGCGUCCACCUCAGACACCAAGGACAGACAGAUGAGUUUGGUUUCUACGUUUUUCUUUCUCUGUCAAAUAACAUUCCUUGGAAGCAGAGCUUUGGAAUCUCCCGCCUGCCGGCCGGGUGCUAAAAUAAGAGGUUCCUAAUCUGCCAUGGAAGCAGUGGGGAGAAGAAAAGGUCUCCAUUAAUUCGUCAGAAGUUGAACAGGAUGUGAGAUGUUUCCCCACCUCACCAAGGCUACCGGAUGGGUGACCCAGGCUGGCCGGACUCUCUGCCCUUGGCCGAGGCGCAGGCAUCCGCUGCGGGCCCUUCAAAGGAUUGUCCUCAGACCUCCAUCGCCACACAGGUGGCCGCUCCCACAGCACUCCUUGAAAGAGGUUCUGUGGCCAAUGGCCAGCCUGGCCUGGCCUGGCCUGUCCUGCCCUGCCCUGUCCUGCCCUGGCCACCCCUCCCUUGGGAUGCCCUCGCAGCAGGAUGGCGAGCUCUGCCCUCCUGGUUGUUUCAGAUGCUGUGUGAACAUUUCUGUGCUAAAUCCUAUUCAAGAAGAAAGCUGAGUUUAAGCCCACCUUUGUAUAUUAGACUGUAAUUAUGUAUAAAGUGAAGCAGUUUCAAAACUGUAAAAAAAAAAAUCUUUUUUUCAGUGUGUUUUCUGGAAUUUUGCCACAACAUACUGGCUUUGUAUUUUAUUUAUCUUCUAGUUACUGGUUUCAGACUCUUGUAAAGUCCCCCUCUGCCCUUUCAAAAAUAAAUUUCUUUUGAAGUCUUCA